Messenger RNA from Leucoraja erinaceus (little skate), 313 nucleotides. It is a transcript of the gene lsm2, whose product is annotated as smx5. The record is from RefSeq and is a predicted model, not a curated record. The annotation marks the transcript as partial. Gene Ontology annotation, molecular function: RNA binding. Lineage: Eukaryota; Metazoa; Chordata; Chondrichthyes; Rajiformes; Rajidae. The transcript is spliced from 2 exons. Gene Ontology annotation, cellular component: Lsm1-7-Pat1 complex; precatalytic spliceosome; U4/U6 x U5 tri-snRNP complex. Gene Ontology annotation, biological process: mRNA splicing, via spliceosome.
UACCUGAACAUCAAACUGACGGAUAUCAGUGUGACUGAUCCAGAGAAAUAUCCACACAUGCUCUCCGUGAAGAACUGCUUCAUCCGUGGCUCGGUGGUGCGUUACGUCCAGCUGCCGGCCGAUGAGGUGGACACCCAGUUACUGCAAGACGCCGCAAGGAAGGAGGCCAUGCAGCAGAAGCAAUGAGGAGCGCCACGGGCACUAGUGUGGAACGGAGGUAGCCGAGGAUUUACACAAACUGUCCUCAACACAAACUGACUCACCGUUGUCAACCACCAAAAGAAAAUCCAAAUUCUCAUCUGCUUUUUGUUUU